Molecule: messenger RNA, 1887 nt
Organism: Macrosiphum euphorbiae (potato aphid)
Lineage: Eukaryota; Metazoa; Arthropoda; Insecta; Hemiptera; Aphididae
Source: the annotation of a GenBank genome assembly
AUGAUAUUCGCCUUGAUUGCGGCCGGAUCAGCUUUAAAGGCUGGCCUGACUAUUGUUGGGACCAGCGUAUGGAUGAUACCGGUGUUGAUAGCCGCUAUGGCCUACUACCGGUAUGACAUUUAUGAUCCAGAGUCACGACCGUUCAACCAGAAAAUACUCAGACCAGAGUACGACUUCAUCGUGAUUGGAGGAGGAUCAGCAGGGGCUGUCGUCGCCAGUAGGCUAUCGGAGAUCGGACAUUGGAGUGUUUUACUAUUAGAAGCCGGUCCGGAUGAAAACGAACUGUCCGAUGUCCCCUCGUUGGCGGCCUACCUUCAAUUGUCUCGUCUGGACUGGCAGUAUAAAACCGAGCCGACGGGGAAGGCAUGCUUGGGCUUAAAAAAUGGUCGAUGCAACUGGCCCCGUGGUAAGGUACUGGGUGGGUCAAGCGUACUGAAUUAUAUGUUAUAUGUCAGAGGCAACCGGCACGAUUACGAUGGAUGGCGUGACAUGGGCAACGAAGGUUGGGGCUAUAGUGAAAUACUGCAAUACUUCACCAAAUCGGAGGACAACCGUAAUCCAUACUUGGCCAGGCCUGGAUCGCCGUAUCACCGAGCGGGUGGUCUAUUGACUGUACAAGAAGCACCGUGGAAAAGUCCAUUAGUGUUAUCAUUUGUAGAAGCCGGCCAGGAAGUGACGGGUUACCCGAACAGAGACAUCAACGGAAAAUACCAAACCGGGUUUAUGGUCGCACAGGGAACGAUCCGGAGAGGUACGCGGUGCAGUACCGCCAAGGCAUUUCUCAGGCCAGCUAGGCUCAGGCCCAAUUUACACGUAGCAAUGCAAGCGCACGUGACCAAAGUGAUCAUCAACCCGACCACCAAGCGAGCUACAGGUGUGCAACUGUUAAGGGAUGGCCGGAUGCAUUUGGUGCACGCUAAACGAGAAGUGAUCUUGUCGUCGGGCAGCAUCGGCAGCGCCCAACUGCUGAUGCUUUCCGGGAUCGGUCCCCGUGAACACUUGCAAAGACUGGGAAUUCCCGUAUUGCAGGACCUGCGAGUUGGUGACAACUUACAGGACCACGUGGGAAUGUUCGGGCUUACAUUCAUCGUGGACAAGCCCGUGGCCAUAGUACAAAACCGACUGAGGCCAGUUCCUGUAACAAUGGAGUAUUUAACACGAGAAAAUGGACCGAUGACUACUCUCGGCGGUGUUGAAGGACUUGGAUUCAUCCCCACCAUAUAUGCCAACGACACAGAAUACCCAGAUAUUCAAUUCCAUAUGGCACCAGCUAGUAUAGCUUCAGACGACGGCAUUAAAGUACGAAAAAUCCUGGGAGUCCAAGAUUCCAUAUAUGACAAGGUUUUCCGUCCGAUUGCCAAGAACGAUGCAUGGACCAUUAUGCCCCUUUUGCUUAGACCGAGAUCUAGAGGAAAUAUUAGACUAAGGUCUAGAGACCCGAUGGCCUAUCCUUACAUAGACGCCAAUUACUUCGACGAUCCUCUAGACAUAGCGACACUUGUGGAGGGUGUCAAGUUGGCAGUAAAAAUUGGCCAGGGGAAAGCUUUCCGACAGUAUCGUUCACGACUUCAUCGGGUCCCCAUACCUGGAUGUGCGCGAUUCGAGUUCGGAUCCGAUCAAUACUGGGAAUGUUCCAUCCGCCACUUCAGCAUGACCAUUUACCACCCAGUGGGCACGUGUAAGAUGGGACCACCCAGUGACCCGACGGCCGUGGUGGACCCGAGACUCCGCGUGUAUGGAGUGCAAGGUUUGCGGGUGGUCGACGCUUCGAUAAUGCCCACAAUCGUCAGUGGUAAUACGAACGCGCCGACAAUAAUGAUCGCCGAAAAAGCAUCUGACAUGAUCAAACAAGAUUGGUUUUCCAAUAACAAUCGUUACCACGGUUGA